Penicillium brevicompactum is the source of this 1065-nucleotide messenger RNA. Its product is annotated as D-mandelate dehydrogenase-like dehydrogenase. Lineage: Eukaryota; Fungi; Ascomycota; Eurotiomycetes; Eurotiales; Aspergillaceae. The transcript has 2 exons. Gene Ontology annotation, molecular function: glyoxylate reductase (NADPH) activity; NAD binding; hydroxypyruvate reductase [NAD(P)H] activity. Gene Ontology annotation, cellular component: cytosol. The coding region runs from base 1 to 1065 and encodes 354 amino acids. The record is from RefSeq and is a predicted model, not a curated record.
AUGGAAGUCGCAACAUCGAAACCGGUCGUUCUCCACCUCGGGGAGGCGAUUAAAUAUAACCAUACGUUCUUUCGAAAUGACUUUGAGUCUCGGUUCAAAGUUGUCCAAGCAACAGAAACGGAUCGAGAAUCCUUCAUCGAAGCAUUAAAGAGCAGCAAAUACGGGCAAUUCUCGGCUCUCUUCCGCCCACAUUUCCAAACGGGUGGGUUCAUGGGCCAGUGGGACCAGGAGCUUAUAUCAUACCUCCCUUCCAGUGUUCGAAUCUUCGCAUCCGCGGGUGCAGGCUAUAACUGGGCAGACGUCGACAUUCUCGGCAAGCAUAAGAUCUGGUAUACCAACGGCGCAGGGGCAUCAGACGAAGCCGUCUCGGAUACUGCAUUGUACAUGAUUCUGAGCGUAUUUCGAAACUUCACACGUGCACAGCUUGCGGCACGAACAGCAGACCCGAAGAUCUUCACGGCGACGCACAAACUCAUUGCCACGAUCUCGCAGAAUCCUCGUGGUCAUAUUCUGGGCAUCGUCGGGUUUGGGAAUAUCAGUAAGAAGCUUGCGUAUAAGGCGCAUAUGGCGUUAGGAAUGGAAAUUCACUAUUUCGACAUCGUGCGCGCAGACCUUGAUGUUGAAGAAAAACUGCAUGCGAUAUAUCACGAAUCUUUGGAUGAUCUGCUAAGAGUUGCUGAUUGUAUUUCUCUGCAUACACCACUGAACUCUCACACACUUGAUCUCAUUGAUGACAGGGCGCUUUCUUUGAUUAAGCCUGGAAGUCGACUUGUUAACACUUCCCGUGGGGAGGUUCUGAACGAGGAGGCGUUGAUCAAGGCGUUGCAUUCUAGUCAUUUGUCGGCGGCGGCGUUAGAUGUGCAUUAUCAUGAACCUCAGGUAUCUCCAGUAUUGGCCGGGAUGGAAAACGUCACCUUGACAACCCACAUUGGCGGAGGGGCACUCGAUACCAGAAUCAACUUCGAGUUGAACGCCAUGCAGAACAUUUUAGCUGUGGUUGGAGAAAAUGGAGAGUUUGUGGGGGAGCCUUUGACGCCUGUCAAUCGAAAGGCAUUUGAAGUCUGA